Molecule: messenger RNA, 598 nt
Organism: Corticium candelabrum
Lineage: Eukaryota; Metazoa; Porifera; Homoscleromorpha; Homosclerophorida; Plakinidae
Product: ribosome biogenesis protein SLX9 homolog
Exons: 3
Coding region: 10-570 (186 amino acids)
Biological process (GO): maturation of SSU-rRNA from tricistronic rRNA transcript (SSU-rRNA, 5.8S rRNA, LSU-rRNA)
Cellular component (GO): 90S preribosome; preribosome, small subunit precursor; nucleolus
Source: RefSeq, a predicted model, not a curated record
AUUCAGAUUAUGGGUAAAUUGCGUCGUUCUCGAACUAAACGACACAUUUCGUCUGUGAGGCCAGAGAAAUCAGAGAUAUCGGAUACAAAUACAAAGAGCUAUGCUCCUAUUCCGGAGGAAUUUAUGUCUAAAGCAGCUGUAGUUCGUCUUGUUGACCAGACAGCAGACUCUAGUGGUAGAGAUCACGAUGGAGGGGAUAGGUCCCUCAGUAAGAAAGAGAGACAGAAGAUAAGACGCGAAAAAUGGCUUAAAAAAAUCGAUGCAACACAAGCACAGAACAAGCCCAAGCAUCAUCACACUCCCGUCAUCGUCGGAGACCUCGAACCUCUAAAAUCAGCUCUCACAGAACUGGAACACGUAUCACACAACACACCCAAAAAGGCACGCAAACCACGAGCCACAGACGAAUUCUCGCCGAGCAAAAAAUCGUUAACAAGAAAACACAGACAACGUGUCUUAAAAAGCGAAGUCGAACGAUUCCAUAAAGUAUUACAAGACAAAGCGUUCAAGGAGGAUCCAAUUGAGGCAAUAACACAGCAUAUCCAGUAUACUGUCAAACAGACAACUUAGUGCGGUCACGUAGUCACAUGACUAGGAA